Lingula anatina is the source of this 492-nucleotide messenger RNA. Its product is annotated as protein phosphatase 1 regulatory subunit 12A-like. NCBI's taxonomy places the organism in Eukaryota, Metazoa, Brachiopoda, Lingulata, Lingulida, Lingulidae. The record is from RefSeq and is a predicted model, not a curated record.
AUGUCAACAGAUCUUCCCGCUGAGGUUCGUCGGGAGAGUCGCCGCAGUAUUUCCUUCCCAGUGAACACAAUGCUUCAGUCGGCAGUGCAAGAUGGCGAUGUGGCCGAGCUCGUUAGGCUUCUAUGUCACAACGACGAACACGACGCGGUUGACGUCGACGUAAACUUGCCUAACCACAUCGGUCUUACGCCGCUGCACCAUAGCGUUCUACAGAACAAUGCUGAUGCCGUGAAACUGUUACUUUGUAACGGCGCUGAUGUCAAUGCUCAAGAUAAAAACGGCUUUACGCCGCUCCACACCGCUGCUGCCGGUGGCUUCUACCUCAUUUGCAGCAUGCUAAUCGCUUUCGGUGCCGACGUGACACUGCUCACUAACGAAGGAGAUCUCUGCUUGGAUUUGGCCAAAGAAGAAGACAUGAGAACGAGAACUCGCAGCACACUGACAGCUAUUGCUGCUGAAUUAUUUUUGCGAUGUGACAUAAAAGAGAAAUAG